AGGGAAGAAACCAGAAACUUUUGGAGCUAAUACCUGGCUGUAUGAAUGGAUUCCACAGAAUGAUCUUGGUAAGACCAAAGAGAAGAAAAGAUUUUUCCUGCCAUCAAGCCAUGAUAAUUGGGAAGGAGUGACAGAAAAGGGAAAUGUUUGCCCCACUGGUGGAUGAAACUUGUCCACUCGACUCUCGGAAAGGUAUUCUCAUUCCUACAUGGCUGCCAAAAUCAAAGGUCUCUGGGGGAAUGACCGAAGAGAUAUCCCAUGAGGCAACCUUGCUGACGACAGCCUAGAAAAGACCUUCUCAUCAGAAAAACUUUAAAGGAAACUGUCAUCAGUGGAGGAGGAUCGUGGAGCAAUGUAAGGAGUUCCUUUUAAUCUUUAAUACAGAGUACACAAUUCAAAGUUCAUCCCAACCUACUUAUGACUGGGAGUGUCAAGCCGGAUCUUUGGAUUGGGAAUUUCAUGUGCUUGGUUUAAAGCCCAGAUUUAGUUUGAGGAAGAGUUAAUCAUGAAGACUGUGAAGGGCUUCUGUGUCUUUUUCGUGCUGCAUCUAUGUUUCUUCGACUCAGGAAUGACUGGGAAAGUCCUUGUAUGGCCCAUGGAUUUUAGUCACUGGAUCAAUUUAAAAGUUAUUCUGGAAGAACUCCAAGUUCGUGGGCAUGAGAUAACCAUCCUGAUGCCUUCAUCAAGCUCUCUGCUUGAUCAUGGCAAGCUUCCCUUUAACGUGGAGAUCCUUCAAAUUUCAAUAAGCAAAGAAAGCUUCAUGGAAAAGUUGAUUGCUGAUCUCUAUACAAUCUCUUUUGAAGUGCCGAAACUUUCAUGGUGGAACAGGCAAGUCAAGAUGACACAAAUGCUCAGAGAUUUUUUUUUGAUAACCAGAAGAAUAUGUGACAGCGCUGUCACAAACAAGGAGUUACUCAGCAGGCUACAGGCAGCAAAGUUUGAUGUCUGUAUUGCUGACCCUUUAAGCUUUUGUGGGGAGUUGGUGGCUGAGCUCCUCAAUAUUCCAUUUGUAUACUCUUUUCGUUUUUCCAAUGGAAAUGUCUUUGAGAGGCUGUGUGCUGGACUUCCUAUGCCUUCUUCAUAUGUUCCAAGCAGCACAUCAGGACUGACAGAUAACAUGACUUUUGUUCAGAGGCUGGAGAAUUGGUUAUUGUAUGCAGUUAAUGAAGUGAUAUAUACAUAUUUUUUAUUUCCCGAAUGGGAUGAGUAUUACAGCAAAGUUUUAGGUAAGAGAAAUUUACAUGUAAUCUUGAUUCUUGUUUCACAUAUAAAUAUUAGCAUUCCUGUUGUGUUUCAGCAGGUGAUCUUGUUAAUGUACAAUGCAGACAUAAAAUGUACCCUGAACAAGGGAGGGGCAGGAGAUGGUAGCUCAAAGGCAGAGAAAACUGUUGAAUUUUUCUCGUUCUACCUUAAAUUCAGUUUGUGUCAGAACAGGUGUACAACGUAA
This is a messenger RNA of Phacochoerus africanus (Common warthog), 1447 nucleotides long. RefSeq names its product UDP-glucuronosyltransferase 2C1-like. The coding region runs from base 506 to 1447 and encodes 313 amino acids. Lineage: Eukaryota; Metazoa; Chordata; Mammalia; Artiodactyla; Suidae. The record is from RefSeq and is a predicted model, not a curated record. Gene Ontology annotation, molecular function: UDP-glycosyltransferase activity. The transcript is spliced from 4 exons.